Messenger RNA from Acanthamoeba castellanii str. Neff, 1023 nucleotides. RefSeq names its product Synapsin, ATP binding domain containing protein. NCBI's taxonomy places the organism in Eukaryota, Discosea, Longamoebia, Acanthamoebidae. Gene Ontology annotation, cellular component: synaptic vesicle; synaptic vesicle membrane. The transcript has 9 exons. The record is from RefSeq and is a predicted model, not a curated record. Gene Ontology annotation, biological process: neurotransmitter secretion. Gene Ontology annotation, molecular function: ATP binding. The coding region runs from base 1 to 1023 and encodes 340 amino acids.
AUGCUGGGGCUGAAGAAGAACAAGAAGGAUAAGGACGGAAAGAGGAAGAGCGAGAAGAAGGAGAAGAAGGGAAAGGACAAGAAAAGUGUCGGCAGUAGUGAGGACGUUGCCGCGCCGGUCUACUCGACCAAGGCCCAGCGCACCCUCCUCGUCAUCGACUCCGAAUCCCGGGACUGGGCGCCCCUCUUCAGUCCCGUUCAAGGGCUCAAGGUGGAACAGUGCGGAUGGAAGGAUAUGAUCGUGCAGGCGGAGAGCAACGGCCAGGCUCUUGUCAACUUCCUCACCGCUACGAAGGAGACUAAAGUGUGCCAACCCGACUUCGUGCUGGUGAGACAGCUCGUGCGCGGGUUGUGCGAGGACGAGCUCUACACCAACGCCCUCUACGGACUCCUCUUUGCUGGGAUUCCCGCAGUCAACUCAAUCGACAGCAUCCAUCAGGGACUUGAGAGGCCGGCCGUCUACGCCGCGCUGCGAGGAGGCAAAGACAAAUUUCCUCUGAUCCCCAUGAGCUACUACUCGCACGCCAAAGCGAUGCGCUUCACCCCCGAUUUUCCCCUGGUGGCCAAGAUCGGGUCGGCCGAGGCCGGCUACGGCAAGAUGCGCUUCCAGACCUCUGACGACUUUGGCGACUUCCGAGGAGUGGUGGCGCUCCACAAGGACUACGUGACGCUGGAGAAGCUCAUCGAGGAUCGGGAGUACGACAUCCGCGUGCAGAAGGUCGGCACGCACCUGCGGGCGUACAAGCGCAUGAACUCCAACUGGAAGGGCAACGUGGGCACGUGCGUCCUUGAGGAGAUCGAGGUGACCGACACCUUCCGCGAGUGGGCCGAAGAGUGCGGCAAGCUGUUCGGCGGCAUGGACAUCCUCACGGUCGAUGCAAUCCACAGCAAGGACGGCAAGGACUACAUUCUGGAGAUCAAUGACACGGCAAGUGGCUUCGCGCCCGCCAACAUGGAAGAGGACAUGCGCCACGUGCGCGACCUCGUCCUUCAGCGCAUGCACGAAGCCUACCCCGAUGACUGA